AUGCGUCUCCUCAUUAUAGAAGUGGCUUCCCUGGGCUCCGCCUCAUACUGGUGCUACACAUGUAGCCGAUCGAUUCGGGUUCGGAUCCGGGCCCAAGACUCGAUCCUCUGCCCCGAUUGCGGCGCCGGAUUCAUCGAAGAGAUCCAGACCCCGACCCGAUCUCCGCUCCACCACCCAUUCCCCACCGCCGCGAUGUUCCUCGAUAACACUCCAAUUUCGCAAAGCCCGAGCCCGCCUAAUCUCCGCCGGAGCCAGAGAAGCAGCCGCGAUCGCUCACCGUUCAACCCGGUUAUUGUCCUCCGAGGCCCACCUGACACCGAAUCCGACCCGGGCAGCUUCGAGCUUUACUACGAUGACGGAGCCGGUUUGGGCCUCCGCCCUCUGCCGUCGUCCAUGUCGGACUUCUUAAUGGGAUCGGGUUUCGACCGGCUGCUCCACCAAUUGACCCAAUUGGAAAACGGCGUCGCACGGCUCGACCACCCUCCGGCGUCGAAAGCCGCCAUCGAGUCCAUGCCCGUCAUCAAAAUCGCCGUCGACCACGUCUCCACCGAGUCGCACUGCGCUGUUUGCAAAGAGGCGUUCGAGCUCGACUCGGAAGCUCGCGAGAUGCCCUGUAAGCACAUCUACCACUCCGACUGUAUAUUCCCAUGGCUUUCGAUUCGAAACUCGUGCCCGGUUUGCCGCCACCAACUCCCUACUGACGUGCGCGGGCCGCGUGGCAGUGGCAGAGCGUCGCCGGAGAAUAAUGGUAUGGUUGGAGAAGAAGAGACGGUGGGGUUGACUAUCUGGAGAUUGCCCGGGGGCGGAUUCGCUGUGGGCAGGUUCACCGGAGGCAGGAGAGCUGCUGAGCGUGAGCUUCCAGUUGUUUACACUGAGAUGGAUGGUGGGUUCAAUACGGCUGGUGCUCCUAGGAGGAUUUCAUGGGCUUCUCGAAGAAGAGCGAGGGAGACUGGUGGGUUUGCUCAGGCUUUUCGCAAUUUCUUCUCCUUUUUCGGGAGGCUCAGAAGCUCGAGAAGCGGGUCUGGUAAUGUGUUUAGUAGAUCAUCAAGGAGGAGAAGCCAGCGUUGGCCUUUGGAAGAUAACUGAUUGAGGUUUAGUGUUUUAUAGUUAUUGGGUUCUGAUAUUUUGAUUACGUUGUGCUGAUGUUGUUGUUGAGGAAGGGAAAGUUUGUACAUUUAUCGUUUGUUUGGUGUAAAUAGCAAUACAUGACAGAGAAUUGAAGAGUCUCUCAAUUGGGGCUCUGUGGAAGAGAUGGAAAUUUUGAAUUUGGUAGAGAGACUAGGGAAUUAGUUUUCGCACAUUUGGAAGGAGGAGGAGGAGGAGAAGUAAAGCCAAGGGAUUAAAGUGGUGGCUUGGCAGCAUUGGAAAGUUAGCAAUGGAGAGGUGGUACAAGGCUUUCUGUUGUUGUUUGUAUUACUGCUAGGACUUAAAAGGCCUCGCUUGUUGCAGAAUUGCAGGGUUACAGUGAAUUGACCUAGAAGCCGGUGGCUGUUUUUUGUUCUUUUUGGUUGUCUAUUGUUUUACUUAGGAUUGUUUUGAUUGUUCUCAUUUUAAUCCAAAGUGAUUACUGGCUCUCUUCUUUGA
Prunus avium (sweet cherry) is the source of this 1584-nucleotide messenger RNA. Lineage: Eukaryota; Viridiplantae; Streptophyta; Magnoliopsida; Rosales; Rosaceae. The record is from RefSeq and is a predicted model, not a curated record.